AUGCCGCCCGCCCUCAAAGCUGUCUGGCUGCUCUGCGAGAUCACCGGAAACGGCGACCUCAACCCCAUCGAAGCCCACAAAAGCGAAGAGUCUGCCACGGAGGCGAUGGACCUGCUUACAUCGAACUGCGAGAUCAUGGAAGUGCCCCUGAAGACCGACACGACCGCGAAAGCCAAGUCUGAAGACACGAAGGAGAAGAAGACCAAAGGCAUAAAGCGCGCGCGCGACGACAGCGUGGUCGAGUCGGAAGACGAGCUUGCGACCGAGAGCCCAACCAAGACCAAAAAGACCAAGGCUGUGAACGAGGAGCGCAAGACCGUCCCUGAAGGUGUCCCCAACGGCCUCAAGGGCUUCAAGUUCUUCUUCACCGGCACGAUGGAGAAGGAUCGCAAGACGUGCGAGGCCACUGCGCGCAAAUACGGAGGAGUGGUGAGCGGCAAAAUUGAAGAUGCUGACUAUGUCGUCCUCGGAGCCAAGCCCGGACCGAAGAAGAUGACGGCCAUCGCCGAGCAUGAGCUGUUGACACUUCCCGAGGCCAAGUUCUUCGAGAUGGUGAAGACGGGGGUGCCGAAGGAGAAGCUGCUCAGGAAGGCGGCUGGAGGGGUCUGA
Neohortaea acidophila is the source of this 609-nucleotide messenger RNA. RefSeq lists its product as uncharacterized. The transcript is spliced from 3 exons. Bases 1 to 609 code for a protein of 202 amino acids. Lineage: Eukaryota; Fungi; Ascomycota; Dothideomycetes; Mycosphaerellales; Teratosphaeriaceae. The record is from RefSeq and is a predicted model, not a curated record.